Molecule: messenger RNA, 2443 nt
Organism: Acanthochromis polyacanthus (spiny chromis)
Lineage: Eukaryota; Metazoa; Chordata; Actinopteri; Pomacentridae
Product: butyrophilin subfamily 3 member A2-like
Exons: 7
Coding region: 120-1610 (496 amino acids)
Source: RefSeq, a predicted model, not a curated record
CAGGAUGUUUUAUUCAGGGCUGACUCUGCGGCGUACAGCAGCACAACAGAGAGAGAGAGGAGAUUGCUGCUGAGAGAACACCAGCUCGUAUGUGAUUGAUUUCAUUCAAACAGAAUUCCAUGAUGAGUCACAUUAAGGUCCUCUUGAAGUCUGAGCUCGGUGUUUGGAUUUUCCUUCUCCUGACGCACUGUUCUGAAGGUCAGCAUCAGCUGAUCGGUCCGACUCAGCCAAUAGUGGCGAUGUUUGGUGAUGAUGUUGUGUUGCCAUGCCGCCUGGAGCCUGCAGUAGACGCUGCAGCCCGGACUGUGGAGUGGUCCAGACCUGACCUGCAGCAAAGACUUAUCCACUUCAGACGAGACAGUGUAGAUCUUCUGACGGAGCAGAAUCCAUCGUACACGAGGAGAACAUCACUGUCCAUCAGCAAACUGAAGUCCGGAGACAUUUCCCUGAAACUCUCCAAAGUGAAACUCUCUGAUACAGGAACAUACAAAUGCAACAUUCCCAAAUUUAAUACAGAGUCUGCAGUUGAGCUUGUUGUGGGUUCUGUUUCCUCACCUGAAAUAGAGGUUUCAAAGGAUAGCAGCUCAGUGGAGUUACAGUGCAAGUCUGCAGGCUGGUAUCCACAGCCUGAGGUGUUGUGGCUGGACGGUGAUGGAAACCUCCUCUCUGCUGGACCUACAGAGACAGUCAGAGGUCCUGAUGACCUCUAUACUGUCAGCAGCAGAGUGACUGUGGAGAAGAAACACGGCAACAAGUUCACCUGCAGAGUCCAGCAGAACAACAUCACCCAGACCAGAGAGACAGUGAUCCAUGUUUCCGCUGAUCUCUUCAUGGUCCAUUCUAAUCUAUCUGCUCGCAUCACCACCACUAUGGCUGCUUGUGUCCUGACUAUUGCUGUGGUCAUAUUCAUUGUAUGGAAAUGGGGACAAACCAGAACCAAGAGGCAAAAAGAAGAUGAAGCUGAACUCAGGAAAAGAGAAAUGUGGAUGAUAGGCAACGACGUAGAACUUGAGCUUCUGAUGGAGGGACAAAGAGACAGAGAGCAGUCCAUGUUAGGAAGUGAGAAAAUGAAGUAUUUGAAAAUGAAAAAGGCAAAAUUUGAUGAAGAACUACAGAAGAAUAAGGAAGAAUUAGAACAUGUGCAGCAGGUGAUUGAAGUGUUAAAAGAGCAGAAGGACGAUCUGAAGAACCAGAAAGAGAAACUUCUGUCACUACAGCAGGAGGAGAAGAUGAAGGUAAAAGAGAUAGAGACGAAGAAAGAUCCACUGUUGGACAAAAAUAAGAAGAAGCGAGAAAAGGCCAAAGAAGAGGCGACUCAGAAAAAAACAGUACAUGAGGAACUGUUAAAGAACACAGAGAAACUCCUGGAAACAACUGAGGAAAUGAUUGUGAAAAUGACAGAGAGGAAAGGAAAGUUAGAGACAAACAAGGAACAAAUUCUGAAACACCUUAAAUCUACAGAGCAGGAGAUAGAAGAACUUCAGAAGAAAGUGGAAGAGUCAGAAAGAAAAGAGGACAAAGAUAAUCCACCAGUCAAUAUAAAAACUACUGGACAUCAACAAGAGAGACCUCAGGAUCUACCAGAAGAAGAACAGAAUAAUCCUUGCUGAUUUAUUUGUCUAUCUUUAGUCCAAAUUACAUUUUCAACAUUAAAAAACACAAUUUGUCCAGUUUAGAGAUUUACCAGCUGACCUGCUCACAUCCUGCAGAUCCAGACGAAAUAUGGACAUAGGAUGAAAACAAAAUGAAGUGAAAUGCUGUUUUUCCAUCAUCACUGUGUUGUCUCUUUUCUGUUUGUAUCCAUUCUGUGACAUUUACAGACCUGACCUCUCCAUUAGCCAAAUUAUAUGAUGCAUUUCAAACAACAGAAUUUAAUCUUGGUUUCCAUGAGCCCUGCAUGGUUCAAAUUAUCAGUGUAAGCUUUAAUGUCAAGAUCUCACAACAUCAUAUGUUCAUGGUUAACAUGUACAUUUUCUGAAAAAUAAAAUCAUAAUUCAAAGCUGUUUCUUAAUCAGGAAAAGAAAAAAAGGAAAGAUAGAAAGUUAGAAAGUUUUCUGAGACAUAAACAUAAAUGUUCACUAUGACUGUGCUAAAACAAUGACUUUGUGCAGUUUGUUCAGUAAAUUCAUGUACGGUUUUGCUUUACUAAUAUCAGUAAUAUUUUGUACUAUAUGUGAAUUGAAAAAUCCAAGUUUUAAACUAUGAUUUACUUGAAAUUACUGGUUUCAUAUCAUUGUUGUUGUUGUAAAUGUUGCUGGUUUCAAGGGACUUGCAGAUUUUAAAAAUGUCAUUUUCCAAAUUGUCCUGUGUCCUUUAGUAAAUGCUGCCCUCUGAUGCUAAGAUCAACUUUAUAUAUAUAUGUGUGUGUGUAUACACAUAUAUAUAUAUAUACACACACACGUGUGUGUGUGUGUGUGUGUGUGUGUGUGUGUGUGUGUGUGUG